Molecule: messenger RNA, 1351 nt
Organism: Branchiostoma belcheri (Belcher's lancelet)
Lineage: Eukaryota; Metazoa; Chordata; Leptocardii; Amphioxiformes; Branchiostomatidae
Product: tRNA methyltransferase 10 homolog B-like
Exons: 10
Coding region: 86-1198 (370 amino acids)
Biological process (GO): tRNA N1-guanine methylation
Cellular component (GO): nucleus; nucleoplasm
Molecular function (GO): tRNA binding
Source: RefSeq, a predicted model, not a curated record
GCAUGCAUUUACAAAAAUGGCUGCCCCCAUGUGUUUUUAAAUUUUUCACAACAAAUAUAGUUUUUUGUCGUCUCUGAGUCCGAAAAUGCUGUAUGGAGAGGAGGAAGAUGGUACAGCACAGUUAGAAGAGAUGGAGACUGAAGGAGAAACUGUAACAGGGAUGGAGCAUCUCUCAAAAAGACAGCGCAGGAAGCGACUGAAGUACCUGCGAAUCACAGAGAACCGUCGGCUACACAGGAAGGAGAAAAAGAAGGAGUCUCAACAGAGGAAGAAAGAAAGAACAAAACUGGAAUGUCUCGCUAAAGUAGCUGGAGAUCAACUGCAAGAGGGUGCUGCACUACCCACAUCAGCAGCAUCGAGCAGGGAAGGGCAGAUGAGCAAGCUAGAACGUCAGAAAUGUAUCAGAAGGAAGCUCACAAGGGCCACGGAGCAAGGACUGAAGGUGGUCCUAGACAUGAGCUUUGGAGAAAAGAUGACACAGAAGGAAGCGUCUCGACUUGCAGGCCAGGUGGGUCGAGUUCACGGCGCCAACAAGUUGUCAGAACGUCCCUUCCACGUGUACCUGACCAGUCUGAUGCAGGACGGCAUGCUCCACAGGGAGUGUGUCCGCAGGAAUGAAGGGUUCCAACACUUCCUGGGGAUUGAACAGACUUCAAAGCACUUUCUGGAAGUGUUUGAGAAAGAAGACAUUGUCUACCUCUCUCCAGAUUCUCCAAAUGAUCUCUUAGAGCUGGAUGACAAGAAGGUGUAUGUUAUUGGAGGACUCGUGGAUGAAACAGUACAGAAGAAUGUGACCAUAACACAGGCCACAGAAAAGGGUUUACAGACUGCCAAACUCCCCAUCGAUGUGUUCAUGCAGAGACAACCCGGCAGCAAGGGCAACAGCAUCCUAACAGUUAACCAAGUGUUUGAGAUUCUACUGAAGUUUUACACCACCAGAGACUGGAGGAUAGCUCUUCCCGUCGGUCUGCCAGAGAGGAAAAGUUUCGUUCUCAAACCUGACGACACUCUGCCAAAAGAUGUUUUGAAGCAGCAGGGGGUCUUUCCUCCUGGUUAUGACAAGGAUACCGACUGGGGAGAAGAGACAACAGAGGAUUCUGAAGAAGACACAAGAAGUGAUGAUACCAGACAUGGUCCAGACGGUAGAAAAGAUGAUUCCAUAUCUACAACAAAGGACAACAAUGAUAUCACCACAUGAAAGCUUCCUCUGGGCCUUUUCUCAUUUUCCUACCUAUAAGAAAUAAAUAGUUGCCAAGAAUAGUGCAAAUCAUGGAAGUGGCCAUACACAAGCUGGAUUGAAAAGUGUGAAAUAUGAAAUAUAAGAGAAAUAUGUCAAGGAUAUUUGCAUAUA